Messenger RNA from Microthlaspi erraticum, 552 nucleotides. Lineage: Eukaryota; Viridiplantae; Streptophyta; Magnoliopsida; Brassicales; Brassicaceae. The record is from the annotation of a GenBank genome assembly.
AUGGAAGCGAGCUUCCGAAAGCUUCCGAGAGCUUCCGAUUCCGAUGAAGAACACAAGUUGUUUUGGCCACAACAUUCAGAGUUUGUAAGGCUAGCUUCUAAAUUUGGAGCAAAAAUUGUUCCUUUUGGCGUUGUUGGAGAAGAUGAUAUCUGUCAAAUGGUUUUUGAUUAUAAUGAUCAAAUGAAGAUCCCUUUCCUGAAGAAUCUCAUAGAAGAGAUAACACAUGACACAAUCAAGCUGAGGAACGGUGAAGAAGGCGAAGUGGGAAACCAAGAUCUGCAUGUGCCUGGAAUCAUUCCAAAGAUUCCGGGACGGUUCUACGUUUAUUUUGGGAAACCAAUAGAAACAAAAGGUAGAGAGAAAGAGCUAAACGAUAAAGACAAGGCUCAAGGGGUUUACUUGGAGGUCAAGUCAGAAGUAGAAAGAUGUAUGGCUUACCUGAAGGUGAAGAGAGAAAGUGAUCCUUACAGAAACAUAUUCCCGAGGCUUCUCUAUUACCUCUCACAUGGUUUCACUUCCGAGAUCCCAACCUUUGAUCUCCGAAUCCAUUAA